UGGAGCACGAGCUUUACAAAACAGCAUUACAAGGGAGUGCGAAUUCACUGCAUGAAUUACUUGAAAAAAGAUCCAUUAGUUCUUGAUAGAGUUGCCGUGAAUUGCUUCAACGAAACACCUUUGCACGUGGCAGCAAUCCGAGGGCACACUGAUUUCGUGAAGGAAAUUCUAAGUUGAAAUUCCGAGCUUUCUGGAGAGUUAGAUUCAUGAGGAUUAUCCCCUCUUCACUUGGCAUGGGCUAAAGGGCACGAUGAGAUGGCAAAAAAAUUACUGUCAGCCAACCCUGAAAUGUGCCUCGCUUGUGAUCAAGAUGGUAGAAACCCUCAUCAUCUAGCGCCUAGCGGCCAUCAAAGGGAGUCAGUGUCUUGAAAAAGCUGGUUGAAGCUAGAUUAGCUGCGGCUCGAGCAAUAGUACUGGACAAGGGUGCCACCAUAUUGCAUUUGUGUGUGCAGGACUAUCGAUUAGUGGCGCUGGAACUAUUGUUGGAGACUAUGAAUGAUCGUGAGUUUGCUAAUUUAAAGGAUGGGAAUGACAACACCAUAUUAGAUUUAGCAGUUGCAUAUAAACAGAUCAAGACAAUAAAGUAUUUGCUGGCAAGUGCCCAAAUAGAUGUAAAUGCGAUUACUGCUAAUACAUUGAGAGCACUGGACAAUAUUUUAGCACGCAGUGGACCGAAGGAUUUGGAAAUCGGCAACUCCCUUGAUGAAGCUGGAGGAGCAUCAAGAGGCAGCAGAGAUAUACCUGUCGACUCAUCUGGUAAUGAAAAUGGAACAAACAUUAGGCAGCGGCUGCUUAAGUACUGUACGCCAUUUCUCAUCCAAUUCCUGAAUGGUUUGGUAGAUAAUGGUUCUCGGGGUGGCGGCGAGUUUAUGAAGGAGAUUCGGACGGGAUUAAUGGUAGUGGCUUCGGUCAUAUGCUCAUUGACAUUCCAAAUUGGGGUGAAUCCUCCCGGUGGUGUUUGGCAAGACAACUUAGUGGUAGAUUCUCAAGGUAACCCUGUGCCAAAUCCACACAAGGCAGGAGAAGCUAUAAUGGCUUCUACCUCUCCAAAUGAAUUCCGUUUUCUCUAUAAAGCUAACGUCAUGAGCUUCGGUACAUCUAUGUUGGCAAUGUUGUUUCUAAUUAUCCCAAUUCCCUUAAGGAACAAUGCUCUGGUGGUGCUUUUGUUCAGCUUAAUGUUGUCAACAUUGUGUACUGUUGCGGUAACUUAUUCUUCUUCUAUUGGGGCAAUCACUCCAGCUGACUUAAAACAGUUGAAUCUGCUUUCACUAUCAUUGGCAUUGACUUGUGUCCUGGUAAUUCCUCUUCUUACUGUGAUUGGGAUUCUCCGACUAGGAAUAUGGUUGAAGAGCCGUGGAUUAAUAAAUGUAUCGCAACCAGAAACACCACCAAGUUCAGUUGAUAUAAACCAUGCAUCCAAUCGCAACCAAGAAGAUUUUCAGAACAUUCAUGACUUGCAAUAAACCAUGCCAAUGCUGCUUAAUUAAUUGGUUUUUAUGCUUCAGUUCAACGUAUAAGUUGCCCUGUGUUCCUUUUGUAGCAAAAUUUCUCAAAAAUGUACUAGUCAAUGUUUAGUGUUAAUCACUGUUGUAACAUUUUAAUUAUGUCUAUCUAUUCUGUGAAAUGUAUGGUAUUAUUUUGAAACCUCUCCCAAUUUUACUUGGAGUAAGCAGAAAUAAAUUCCAACCUCAAUUACAAAG
Messenger RNA from Cornus florida, 1700 nucleotides. RefSeq lists its product as uncharacterized. The record is from RefSeq and is a predicted model, not a curated record. The transcript is spliced from 2 exons. The coding region runs from base 492 to 1463 and encodes 323 amino acids. Gene Ontology annotation, molecular function: protein phosphatase 1 binding; protein phosphatase regulator activity. Gene Ontology annotation, cellular component: plasma membrane. Lineage: Eukaryota; Viridiplantae; Streptophyta; Magnoliopsida; Cornales; Cornaceae.